CUAAUCCACGGCCGUGUGACUUACGCACGACAUCGCCGAGUGAAAGGGUGCGCCCCCGCUAGCCAUAUAAAAGCUCCAAGCACUUCUCGUCAGGCAUCAUUCAACAUCCUCGAUCAACUCACAUACCACACAAUGGCAUUCAAGUUUGUAGUAUUCGCCUGCUUGGUGGCUGCCGCCAGCGCUGGAGUAUACCCAGCCGCCCCUGUGGCGUACUCCGCCGCCCCCGCCUACGUCGCCCACCAAGCGUACGCUGCCCCCGUGGCGUACGCCGCCCCUGUCGCUAAGGUGGUCGCUCCCGUCGCCAAGGUCGCCGUCGAGGAAUACGACGCGCACCCCCAGUACAGCUUCGCUUACGACGUGCAAGACGGUCUCACCGGUGACUCCAAGAGCCAGCAUGAGAGCCGCGACGGAGAUGUCGUACAGGGCUCCUACUCCGUGGUAGACCCUGACGGUACCAAGCGCACCGUGGACUACACUGCUGACCCCCACAACGGAUUCAACGCUGUCGUGCGCAAGGAAGCCCUCGGACACGUCGCUAAGGUUGUCGCUGCUGCUCCCGUCGUCGCCAAGGUAGCCGCCCCCGUGGCCUACCAGUCCGCCCCUGUGUACCACGCCGCCCCCGUCGCUAAGCUGGCGUACGCCGCCACCCCCGUGGUCCACGCCGCUCCCGUCGCCAAGUUCGCUGCCCCAGUUGCCUACUCUGCUCCCCUCUACCACCACUAAAUUGAUGCCAAAACCUAGGAAUCUAAUUGUACUAUUAUAAAACGUAUUAUUUUCAAUACGUUUAUAGUAUAAAAAUGUUCAUUAGGAAAUAUUAAAUUAAAUUAUUAUUUUUGUAAUGAAAA
Messenger RNA from Spodoptera frugiperda (fall armyworm), 845 nucleotides. Its product is annotated as larval cuticle protein A3A. The coding region runs from base 133 to 723 and encodes 196 amino acids. Lineage: Eukaryota; Metazoa; Arthropoda; Insecta; Lepidoptera; Noctuidae. The transcript has 2 exons. The record is from RefSeq and is a predicted model, not a curated record. Gene Ontology annotation, cellular component: extracellular matrix.